Messenger RNA from Tetrahymena thermophila SB210, 1230 nucleotides. RefSeq lists its product as hypothetical. Lineage: Eukaryota; Ciliophora; Oligohymenophorea; Hymenostomatida; Tetrahymenidae. The transcript has a single exon. Gene Ontology annotation, molecular function: protein binding. The record is from RefSeq and is a predicted model, not a curated record.
AUGAAUAUAUAAGAUUUAAGAUCUAGCAUAGCUUAAAAGUAUAGUGAGCAUUGUGAAAAAAUACAUCAUCAACCUAAUAAAGCGCUGAUUAGGGAAUUAGUUAAUCCAUCUCAUAAUGCACCUCCAAACGAUGAAUAAGGAGGUAAUACAAGUUUAGACAUCAUUUUUAGAGGAAAUGAUAAAUUAAAUUUCUCUUCACGCUUGAGAGAUAAGGAUUUAAUUAUUCUAUGUGAAACACUCUAAGAAUCUGGAGAAAUUAUUCGCCAUAUUGAUCUCAGUUAUAAUUUAAUUACUGAUACUGGUGCUGAAAGUUUAGCUUAAUUAAUUGGUAAUUGCCCCUAUCUAGAGUCAUUAAAUCUACAAGGUAAUGAUAUUGAAACUGCUGGAAGUCAAGAAUUAGCCAAUCACUUAAAAGAAAACUUUUCACUUCGUUAUUUAAAUUUAGAAUCUAAUAAAAUUCGUACUAAUGGAGCUAUGAAUAUCAUUGAAAUUUUAUUCACUAAUAAGAAUCUUAUUGAAUUGAAUUUAGGAGAUAAUGAUAUAACUCAUGAUGGAAUGAUUGGUAUAACCUCUGUAUUAAAUUAUUAAAAUAACACAUUAGCUGUUUUGAAUGUAGACAGACCAACUUACACCUCUAUCGGAUAAGAAACAGCUAUACAUUUCGCUAAGAUGCUCUAGUCAAAUAGAUCAGUAGAAAAGCUUUCUCUUUAGAAGCAUGCUUUUAAUUGCGAGGCUAUUUAUACAAUUACUGAACAUUUGCUUGAAAAUAAUAAAUUAAGAGUGCUUGAUCUUACAGCAAAUAAAAUAUCAUUCAAAGGCUGCGAAGCACUAGCUAAAUAUUUAUGCAGUGAGUAUUGUGCCUUAGAAAGUUUAAUAUUGGCUUCUAAUCGUACAGGCCACUAUGGAGCUAAAGUUAUUGCUUAAGCGCUAUCUAAAACAAGAUCUUUAGUUCAUUUAGAUAUGACAAGAAAUGACAUUGAUGAUAAUGGGCUUAAAAUGAUUGCUGAGUCUUUAGAAACUAAUGACUCACUAAUAAGCUUAAAGUUAUACUGGAAUCAUUUCGGUUAGAUGGCACUGUAAGAAUUCCACAAAUUGCGUACUAGACCAAGAAAGGAAAAUUGGUAUUGGGAUUUCCAUACCUACAUAGUAGAUAGCCAUAUUGAAAUGGCAUAUAUAGAAACUCGUGUACCUUAUGACGUUACUGUAUCACUUAAAUAUUAUGUUGAAUGA